AUGACUCCCAUUACAUUUCCUGGUUCAGUCAACAGCGGCAGCGGCUCAGCUGCAGCUCUAACACCGUUUACAGACCGUCACUGCCGGGUACUGGUCUCAACUUCUCUGCGCUGACUUAACACUCCAAACUACCAGGCAACCAUGACCCGAUGUGCUGCAUCUGUGUUGCUUCUUGCGUUUGGCGUCGUCUUCCAGCUGUCACACGGCCUUCAAGUCAAUGUCACAAACAGUAAGGGCGAGUUGUGCCUCUAUGCCAAUCUGAUGGUCAACUUCUCAGUCUCAUAUGAAGUAGCUGCUGAUAAGAAUGAAACAGCAGUGUUCGAACUUCCCGGUAAAGUAACAACAGUUGGAAGUCUAUGUGACAACAGUAGCUCAACACUGCAGCUCAACUUUGGAGACGGGCACUUCUUGAGUGUGAAAUUCACCCUGAGUGGACUAAUGUACCAGGCAGACUCCGUCAUCUUUUCCUACAACCUCAGCGAUUCAUCCCUCUUUCCGAAAUCUAUUUCAAAUGAAACUGCAUCUGUGACCGUGACGCCUCAGAUUACAGACAUAGGCCUGGAUACCUGCUACUCGUGCAAGAGUAAAGACACCAUCCUGUCUAGUUUGGUCAAUAUGACACUGUCUGACGUACUCAUGCAGGCUUUUGUCAUUAAUGGCAGCAAGAGUGAUAAGAUAACGUCUUGCUCAGCUGAUGUACCCACAACCUCUGCUCCCCCAACCACUCACUCUACCAACGUGACCACUGAAGCUCCUGUGACUAACACCACAACCACUGCCCCUCCUCCUACUACCACCCCAACCCCCACCCUCCCUACACCCUCCACUUGGACAUACAGCAUCGACGCUGAAAACAGCACAGCUUGUCUGUUGGUCAAAUUUGGCCUGCGUAUUGGUUUCAAACAGGGAGAGACCUAUACGGAGUUAAACCUGGAGCACAACAAGACCAAAGCCACUGGAUUAUGUGGAGUCAACAGUACUCAUCUGCAGUUGGCAUCAGACACAAUGAACCUCUCUUUCACCUUCACUAAUGAUAGCUCAAAAUUCAGACUACAUUCUCUCAACGUCACUGUAAACCCAAGCUCUGGUGGGGAGUUUAUUCAGUCGAAUUCUAACCUGAGUCUAUGGGAGGCAGCGAUCGGCAGCUCCUACAUGUGCAACAAAGAGCAGAACUACACUAUCACCAACCAGCUCAGCCUCUACACGUUCAACCUCCAGGUGCAGCCGUUUGGAGUCGUGAAGGGGGAUUUCAGUACAGCCCAUGAAUGUUCACUGGAUGACAGCAGCGUCUUAAUCCCAAUCAUUGUUGGCGCCGCUCUGGCUGGCUUGAUUCUCAUUGUAGUGAUUGCUUAUGUGAUUGGUCGAAGAAAGACUUACGUUGGAUAUCAGACCCUUUAAAUCGACCCUGAAAUAUCACGGGGCUCCCAAGCCUGGUCCUUGGCUUUUAAAAUUUAAGAAUCAUAAUCUGGGGGGUGGGGGGCCAUGGAACAGAUCAUUCUGAUUGUCUCUUGGAAAAUAUUCUUAUUGUUGUCGACAUUAUUGGCUGUUGUGCAACAUUUUUAUUUGCCUCGAGGGUCUUGAAUAACAAAGUCCAAGCAAAGAUAAAGGGUUUGGUGUAAAUCUCAAGGACCAAACUUGUCCACCCCCCAAUGUUUGUGUUCCUUUUUAUUGUUUUGUGAACGUCUUGUCCCACCUUCUUUGUUGUGUUUUUAUUUUUUUGGAUGAGCAAGUGCAAGAUCCACACUUUUUUUUUCUCCCCAAUCCCUAAAUUUUCAAGUAGAAACAAUAGGACUUGUGAUAUUAUUCAGUGUAUAUAGUGGUGUUUUGGAGUGAUUUAGGUACUGUAGGAGAUCUACAUUUGCAAAUUAAAGCUUGUCGCAUUGGGAUCCUGCACUUGCCAUGCACACUUUCCCCCUUUUCUUUGCAUUUGUCAUCAUUUAUUUGUGUGGACAUUUAAAUUUUUUUUUACUUUUAAUGGUUUUGACUUUUCCCCACCCCACCCCUGCAUAAAUAUUUACUUUAAUUAUGAUUUUACAUAAUUUAAACACAAUUUCCUUCACUAAAAAAACAAAACAUUAAAGGAAGUUUUCUUUCUUUAUUACAAAAAAAUGAGUUAGGUUGAAGGUGAAAUCCAUUGUUUUUCAAAGGAAGUAUGCUUUAGCCCGUGUUUGCCCCUGCAGAGCAGGAGAGACAUUUAAUUUUGAGACUCCAAUCAUAAAUAAUGUGAAAUCAAAGUGUGAGUUUUUAACAUGAUUGACAUUUUUAACAUGUAUAGAGCAGUAAAAGCCCCGGUUGAACUAAUGACUGGACACUGACAGUGUCACUCCUGGUUGUUGGUCAUGAAUUCAGCCUGUACUCCUGCUGCACCAUUAGAUGUCUGCUCUUUAAAGGGAGUCUCUUUUACAUUUAUUUGCACAUAUUCCAGAUUAAAAAUAAAUCUGAAACGAAAGGUCACAUAAUGAUUCUUUUCCUCCCUCCCUCGGUAUAUUUUUGGCAUUAGGUUUGAGAAAAAGGGAUUAAUACUAUCGUGUCACUUUCAGCACAGGCAGAUUUGAACCAAGGAUAUUUACAUGUAAAUGCACUAAGACGCUCUUUAUAUUUUUGCAUUGUGUUGUUGAGACUGUUGUCACAUCAUUUCUCCUGCGUAUCGGCCCUGGGCUCAGCCUCGGCUGGAUCCGUGGACGUUUGAGGCCUUGAAAACUUCCUUUUUUUUGUAAUAGUCAGAGUUGAAAUGUUGGAAAUUUAAAAAAAACAACAAAAAAAAAAAAUGUUUUGUAAGUGAGGCGAAAAAGAAAUGAUACUGCUCUUGAGUAUAAAGAGCAGUAUCAGCUAGCAGUUAGCUUAGCACAAAGAAUGGAAACAGAGGUUAACAGCUGGCCUGGCUCUGUGGAGUAGCAUCAUACUUGCAUAGACAUUAGAAUUAGAACCAAUCUUUUCUUCUUUUUUUUUUUUUUAAAGACAGUGCGCUUAGUUCCCGAAAUGUGACACCACUCUUUUACAACGUUGGCUAAUCCGCUUCUGCGUGGGAGUGGUUGUGCCAGAUUUUUCUCACACAUCUUAAAACAAACACCACCUGAAAUGAAAUCUUUAAAAUCUCACGUGAACCUAUAAUAAACCAGAAACAUUUGGUGACAAAAGGCGGUUUUCAGGGCCUUGGGUCGACGAGCCAGCGCAGGUGCUGGUGUCAGGGAUGUAGACGAGCCCAAGUACGUGUGUUGUUGUAACGAUAGAAAGCUGAUGUGACACAUUUUGCGUGUGUAUUGUUUUAAAUAGAGCAGAAUGUUGUCUACUGUUUGGCUUUUCCCAGCUCUUCAUUCAGAACUGGAGCAAAUCACGCAGUAAACUUGUGCUGAAGAUGGAAAAUGAAUAGAAAUAUUUGCCUUUUUAAGUUGCUUCUAUGGUUUGCUCUUCCAGGACGUUUGUAUUAGAUGAUAGCGACAAAUCAAACAUGACCUUUGACUUCUGCUUGUGUGGUUUUUUGUUUUUUGUUUUGUUUCUUGCGGUCUUGUGUAUUUCAGCUUUGUGUAAACUCACUUGCCUUUUAAAUAAAAAGAUGGUUUUCCAGCACCAAUAUUAAAUGUUAAAGUCUGUGCACAAUACAUCCCAUCUAAUCAGUUUUCCAAUAUGACCACUGUGCCUUUCUUCAUUAACCCAAACAUCCAGUUGCCCUAUUUUAAAAUCCUGAUAUUAUUUGGCUCAUUAUUUUAACUCCUCCCCCAUCUCCAGUGGAGAACAUGACGCUCACGUUCAGUAAAGGGAAUUUGUGCUGCAAGACCAUCUUAACAAAGACCGAUUCACGUGUUGUGUGGACACCUGUCAUUUUCUGAUUUCAUCUCCUCUCUCUCGCGCUGUUUGCAAUAACGAUAAUAAACUGGUUUUCUGUCAGACUGAAGUGGAGCUUUAUAAUAUUUUAAGAAAUAUGGAAAUAAAAAUUUGUUGAUGUCCUGGA
This is a messenger RNA of Solea solea (common sole), 3949 nucleotides long. RefSeq names its product lysosomal-associated membrane protein 2 (gene lamp2). NCBI's taxonomy places the organism in Eukaryota, Metazoa, Chordata, Actinopteri, Pleuronectiformes, Soleidae. Bases 142 to 1398 code for a protein of 418 amino acids. The transcript has 9 exons. Gene Ontology annotation, cellular component: membrane. The record is from RefSeq and is a predicted model, not a curated record.